CCCCAGCCUGCCUAGGUGCUGGGAGCCGGGAGCUGGAUUAUGGUGGCCUGAGCAGCCGACGCAGCCGCAGGAGCUGGGAGUCCCUCACGCUGCAAAGUCCGCCUGGAAGACCCUGAAAGCUGCAGGCUCCGAUAGCCAUGCCCGCCCCUCCCAGCCCCACAAGGGGCCCGAUCCCCCCGCUGAGGCUGGCGGUCGCCGUCCAGAUGUAGCUGGGUCCCCCGGAUCGCCAUCGUCCUCUUCUCUCGUGCGCUACAGAUUUCUCCUGCCCACUCUCCACCGCCGGGAGCAGGAACUGAGCGAGGGGCCUGCAGACUCUGCAGUCCUGAUGCCCCCGAGGCCGCUCUCCUGAGAGAAGCCACCACCACCCAGACUUAGGGGCAGGCAAGAGGGACAGUCGCCAACCGGAGCCACAAGGCCCGGGCUCACCAUGGCCCCGGCGCUGCGCUGGCUCCUGCUAUGGGUGGGCUCGGGAAUGCUGCCUGCCCAGGGAACCCAUCUCGGUAUCCGACUGCCCCUUCGCAGCGGCCUGGCAGGGCCACCCCUGGGCCUGAGGCUGCCCCGGGAGACGGACGAGGAACCUGAGGAGCCUGGCCGGAGAGGCAGCUUUGUGGAGAUGGUGGACAACCUGAGGGGAAAGUCCGGCCAGGGCUACUAUGUGGAGAUGACCGUGGGCAGCCCCCCACAGACGCUCAACAUCCUGGUGGACACGGGCAGUAGUAAUUUUGCAGUGGGGGCUGCCCCACACCCUUUCCUGCAUCGAUACUACCAAAGGCAGCUGUCCAGUACAUACCGAGACCUCCGAAAGUCUGUGUAUGUGCCCUACACCCAGGGCAAGUGGGAGGGGGAACUGGGCACUGACCUGGUGAGCAUCCCUCAUGGCCCCAACGUCACUGUGCGUGCCAACAUUGCUGCCAUCACUGAAUCGGACAAGUUCUUCAUCAAUGGUUCCAACUGGGAGGGCAUCCUAGGGCUGGCCUAUGCUGAGAUUGCCAGGCCUGACGACUCCUUGGAGCCCUUUUUUGACUCCCUGGUGAAGCAGACCCACAUUCCGAACAUCUUUUCCCUGCAGCUCUGUGGCGCUGGCUUCCCCCUCAACCAGACUGAGGCACUGGCCUCGGUGGGAGGGAGCAUGAUCAUUGGUGGUAUCGACCAUUCCCUAUACACUGGCAGUCUCUGGUACACACCCAUCCGGCGGGAGUGGUAUUAUGAAGUGAUCAUUGUACGUGUAGAAAUCAAUGGUCAAGAUCUGAAAAUGGACUGCAAGGAGUACAACUAUGACAAGAGCAUCGUGGACAGUGGCACCACCAACCUUCGUUUGCCCAAGAAAGUAUUUGAAGCUGCAGUCAAGUCCAUCAAGGCAGCCUCCUCGACGGAGAAGUUCCCGGAUGGCUUUUGGCUAGGGGAGCAGCUGGUGUGCUGGCAAGCAGGCACGACCCCUUGGAACAUUUUCCCAGUCAUUUCACUUUACCUCAUGGGUGAAGUCACCAAUCAGUCCUUCCGCAUCACCAUCCUUCCUCAGCAAUACCUACGGCCAGUGGAAGAUGUGGCCACGUCCCAAGACGACUGUUACAAGUUCGCCGUCUCACAGUCAUCCACAGGCACCGUUAUGGGAGCGGUCAUCAUGGAAGGCUUCUAUGUGGUCUUUGAUCGAGCCCGAAAGCGAAUUGGCUUUGCUGUCAGCGCUUGCCAUGUGCACGAUGAGUUCAGGACGGCGGCAGUGGAAGGUCCGUUUGUCACGGCAGACAUGGAAGACUGUGGCUACAACAUUCCACAGACAGAUGAGUCGACACUUAUGACCAUAGCCUAUGUCAUGGCUGCCAUCUGCGCCCUCUUCAUGUUGCCACUCUGCCUCAUGGUAUGUCAGUGGCGCUGCCUACGCUGCCUGCGCCAUCAGCAUGAUGACUUUGCUGAUGACAUCUCCCUGCUGAAAUAAGGAGGCCAGUGGGCAGAUGACAGAGAUCCCCCUGGACCACAUCUGGGUGGUUCCCUUUGGUCACGUGAGUUGGAGAUAUGGAUGGUACCUGUGGCCAGAGCACCUCAGGACCCUCACCAACCUGCCGAAUGCUUCUGCCUUGACAGAAAAGAGACAGCUGGCAAGCUGGAUUACAGGGCUUGCAAGGCCUGUAGGAAACAGGAGGGAGAAAGCAGCAUUCUGGUG
Messenger RNA from Rattus norvegicus (Norway rat), 2158 nucleotides. RefSeq names its product beta-secretase 1 (gene Bace1). The transcript is spliced from 9 exons. Lineage: Eukaryota; Metazoa; Chordata; Mammalia; Rodentia; Muridae. Gene Ontology annotation, molecular function: protein serine/threonine kinase binding; endopeptidase activity; peptidase activity. Gene Ontology annotation, biological process: protein processing; amyloid-beta metabolic process; amyloid precursor protein catabolic process. Gene Ontology annotation, cellular component: multivesicular body; cytoplasmic vesicle membrane; membrane. The record is from RefSeq and is marked validated. The coding region runs from base 428 to 1933 and encodes 501 amino acids.